AUGUCGUUGAACCGGGUCGCAUCGGUUGAAACCUUCCAGUUCAUACCCCAAGGGCAGAAUUCUAGGCGACGCAGUGAUGCAUCGAGCGUACGGGCUGGGAAAUUGACCUUCAACCCUUUGCCGGAUCAAUGGGAUCCUGCAGCAAAUAAGCCCGAUACCGUUCUUGCUGUUGGCGCAUUCGAGGUCCCGCGAUGGAAGAGAAUUCUCCAAGUCGCAGUCUCAGUGAUUUACUGUCUAUUCGCGGCCGGCAUUGCUUUCGGCUUUGCCGCUCUCAAGCCGGUCCUCAAGCGUGAAGGCGCUUACAGCGACGUCUGCAGAGCAGAAUCACCCAACUCGACGCCGGACGACGCUUGUGUGGAAAUCCGCCUCAACUUGAUGUUUACGGUGGCUGCUGUAGGAACCAACGUUGCUGCGUUGCCAGUCGGUGCAAUUCUCGACCACUUCGGGCCACGAGUCUGCGGCAUUCUGGGGAGCUUAUUUCUGAUGGUCGGCUCUGUCUUGAUGGCAAACGCCAAGCGGUUACCGUUCGAUGCUUUCCUCAUCGGAUAUCUGUCGCUUGCUCUGGGCGGACCAUUCACGUAUAUAUCAUCUUUUCAGCUGUCGAAUGCUUUCCCUCAGCACUCUGGCCUCAUCCUUGCCCUGCUGACUGGAGCUUUCGAUGCCUCAAGCGCCUUGUUCCUUAUCUACCGCUUGAUUUUCCAGGCUACAGAUGGAUCGUUUGGCCACGACAAGUUUUUCAUGGUCUACAUCAUCGUGCCGGUCAUGAUUAUCGUAUUCCAGUUAACGCUCAUGCCUAAGCAGUCAUACAAGACGGUGGGCGAGCUCGUGGAGCAGCAAGAGGAGGCUGAAGCAGCCAAUGACGCCGAUGCCACACCGUACGACGACCAGGUCGACGAGAACACGGCUUUGCUCCGCGAAGAGCAGCGUCAUCACCGCGAGGCCGUUGUGGCAGACAUUGAGCAACUUCUCGGCCCCCAAAAGGCGGAUAAGCAGAUCCGCAAGGAGGAGAGAAAGAAUGAGACAUCGGGAGUCUGGGGUGUGAUGCACAACCGGACGGCCCUGAGGCAAAUCGCAUCGCCAUGGUUCAUUCUCAUCUGUUUGUUCACAGUCAUCCAGAUGCUCCGCAUCAACUACUUCGUCGCUACCAUUCGCUCCCAGUACGAGGUCAUUUUCGGGGACCACGACAAGGCCGUCGAGAUCAACAACUUCUUCGAUGUCGCUCUGCCUGUGGGGGGUAUCUUGUCUAUUCCAUUCAUCGGCGUACUUCUCGACCAUGCCAGCACCGUUACCGUCCUGACCGCUCUCGUGGCCACUGCUACAACCAUCGGCAUACUCGGGGUCAUUAACAACGUGUGGGCAGCUUAUGUUCAAGUCUGUCUAUUCGUGCUCUAUCGGCCGUUCUACUACACUGCGGUGUCCGAUUACACUGCCAAGGUCUUUGGGUUCGAGACGUUCGGCACGGUCUACGGUACAAUCAUCUGCCUCUCUGGGCUGUUCAACUUUUUCCAGUCCGGGCUUGAUGUCCUAUUUCAUGAGACAUUCGAAGGUGACCCAAUUCCGGUCAAUGUGAUGUUGCUCUCGGCCGGCUUUGCCGUUGGUAUCAUGCUGGUCGGGUAUGUGACUAUGAAGGCCAGGGGCUUGAAGCGCAAGAUGCUGGAGCAGGAGGCUGAGGCAGCUGCUGGGUACAACUGA
Messenger RNA from Colletotrichum karsti, 1692 nucleotides. RefSeq names its product MFS transporter. The coding region runs from base 1 to 1692 and encodes 563 amino acids. Lineage: Eukaryota; Fungi; Ascomycota; Sordariomycetes; Glomerellales; Glomerellaceae. Gene Ontology annotation, biological process: transmembrane transport. The transcript has 2 exons. The record is from RefSeq and is a predicted model, not a curated record. Gene Ontology annotation, cellular component: fungal-type vacuole membrane. Gene Ontology annotation, molecular function: transmembrane transporter activity.